UCAAUGGCUCUACUACCAGUGCUGCUGUUUCUGGUUACCACACUGCUUCUAUCUUUACCCACUGAAGGAAAGGAUCCAGCUUUUACUGCUUUAUUAACCACCCAAUCACAAGUGCAAAGAGAUAUCGUAGCUAAACACAAUGAACUCAGGAGAGCAGUGUCUCCACCUGCCAGCAACAUGCUAAAGAUGGAAUGGAACGCAGAAGCAGCAACAAAUGCUCAAAAGUGGGCAAAUAAGUGCACUUUAGAACACAGCAAUCCGGAGGAACGAAAAACCACUACAAAAUGUGGUGAGAAUCUCUAUAUGUCCAGUGACCCUACUACUUGGUCAAGUGCAAUCCAAAAUUGGUAUGAUGAAAGCCAAGAUUUUGAGUAUGGUGUAGGACAAAAAUAUCCCAAUAGAGCUGUUGGACAUUAUACCCAGCUUGUGUGGUACUCGUCUUUCCGCGUUGGAUGUGGAAUUGCCUACUGCCCCAAUCAGGAGUCCCUAAAAUACUACUAUGUUUGUCAUUAUUGUCCUGCGGGUAAUAAUUUGUCUAAAAAGAAUACCCCUUACCAGCAAGGAACACCUUGUGCCAGUUGUCCUGAUAACUGUGACAAAGGACUAUGCACCAAUAGCUGCCAGUAUGAAGAUCUCCUUAGUAACUGUGCUUCUUUGAAGAGCUCAGCUGGCUGUGAACAUGAAUUGCUCAAGGAAAAGUGCAAAGCUUCCUGCCUAUGUGAAAACAAAAUUUACUAA
This is a messenger RNA of Nycticebus coucang (slow loris), 738 nucleotides long. RefSeq names its product cysteine-rich secretory protein 2-like. The coding region runs from base 4 to 738 and encodes 244 amino acids. Lineage: Eukaryota; Metazoa; Chordata; Mammalia; Primates; Lorisidae. Gene Ontology annotation, cellular component: extracellular region. The transcript is spliced from 7 exons. The record is from RefSeq and is a predicted model, not a curated record.